UUCAAUUCCUUUAUAAAGACCACAAUCCAAGGAACCGGAUCCCCCAACGUACUACAGCGACUCGGGGUUUUGUUAUCUAUACAAGUUGGAAGGUGUUGGGACUCGGGAUUUCUUCUUCGUAUUUUCAAGCUCUUUUAAGUUUUGAUCCAUUCAACCCUCACCAUGAGUGCUGAUGCCAAUUCAGUUCGUAAUGAUCUCAUAAAACUGCUCCACAAGCAUGUUCCUGGAGCAGAUAUAAGUGGCAUAGAUGAGAUAGUGAUCAGCUAUGUGACAGGUGUGUUGGAGGAAGUGGCAGCAGAUGCUGAAGAAGUGGACUCAGCAAGCAUGAAGGAUGUGAUCAGUGCAUAUGUACCAGCUUUCGAUGUCAUCUCCGAAGACAUUCUGACAGCUUGGGUACUGGACAUGGUGCAGGGGAUAAAUGAUGAAAAAGAAAAAGCCAAAACAGCAUGUGAUGUCACUUUGGACAAUCUUAUAUCGUCAUUCCCCGUUGAGACACGCAAACUCUCACAGUCCAAGAGUGAGUCAAGUGAAAGAUCUCAGAAGCUUUCAGAGACAUCCAAUGGAUCAGAGGAGCAAGAUACUGGCAGUACAAAUGGUGAAGAGCAUGAUGAAUACUCUGAAGGUCUGGCCACCUUGCUUGAGAUGUUCCCAGGAGCUUGUAAUCUCGAGGUCCAGCACUGCUUGGCCAGCUGUGGAGGGGACUUGGAGCAAGCCACAACACUCAUUUUGCAACGGCAGGAGCAAGGAAUAAGUAUCAAGGCUACACCAGGCAGUAAGCUUGUUCCAGGGGCCAAAGGGAACAAAAAGAAGAUAGAUGACAAAGAAGUUCGAAUCUCCAUCAUCAAUCGCUAUGGAUUUGUCGAUCACGAUGAUGAUGCUCGUGAGCAUAGGCCUGUUGCACCUAAGUGGGAAGGGAAGAAGAUGGUGCGCUACCGUGAUAACAAGGUUGUGAGCCUCAAGGGAGAAAGGUACACGGAGUUCAAGAAGGAUGAGACGGCUGAGAUGAAGAAGACAUAUGUGCACCUCAAACCGGGCAAGCAGUAUCGAUUCCACUGAUCCACAGGGUACAAACCUUACUACAUUGCCGCUGUCCAGUGUCACCAGGGCGAGGGGUCGAGGGAUGGUGUGGGCCAGGGCGGUAAGGUUUGUUUUUGUAAUCAACACCAGAGUUAUUUAUGUUACGCGAUAAGGCCGCAGCUUGAGGGCGAGUACAGACUUGCGAGAGCCUUGAGUGACGUGAUGCUGUUGGUGGGUUCAGUGGAACUUUUAGCAUAUAAUCUCAUGAGAAUUCUCAUCACUCUUCAUUGUUGUUCAUUAGUGUUAUUAUGUAGUUACUGCUUCAGUGUCAGUAAUUGUAUUUUAGUGUGUGAAUUGCUUAUUAGGUACCAAAGAAGACAUAGGUUAUUAAUUGAGGCACUUUACAGCCAGAAUAGGAAAGUGGUUAAAAAGAAAUACUCAGAAUUAUAUAGAAUAUCCUGCGAAAGAUUCUUGAAGCCAUACUCGAAUAGGGUGGAGCUUGCACUGCAGCGUGCAAUACUGUGCGAUAUAACAAGAUUUAACCAUGACACACUAGACUCUGUCAUUAGUCAUAAAGAUUUUAUUAUAUUACAAUACUUAUGGUAUAUGAUUUUUACAAAUUGGAAAACUGGUAGGUUAUUUUCAUAUGUAGGCGAGCUUGUUCAUAAUGACUCCAAUAAAACCAUAAUAUAUAGCGGAAGGAAAGAUCUGUGCAGUUUUUUAUAUCUUUAUUGUAGAGUAGCUUUAUUCUCGGAUGAAUUAAAAACGGUUGAUGAUUGUAAAUGGACAACAGUCAAUAGGUAUAUGUGCAGCUCCCUCAACACUGCACGGGUGGUAAGAAUACCUCAAACUAUCUAUAGUUUAUUAGAUGUAAAUGCAGAAUUCGCAGUUCCUGCAUUAAAGAGAUGAAUUUGCAUAAUCAGAAAAGCAAUAGCAAAGACCAAGCAAAUAUGUGUUUGUUUAUGAAUUAUGUAGUUACCAGUAAAUAUAGUUUGAAAAUUAUUAGUCAGGCAUUCUUGUUAUUCCAAUGAAUUGGUUUGGGAUCAUGUUUUUUGGACCAUUUUAAAGGAUUUUAUCCUCUUUUUUUAUUAGGUUACAAUUUUCCUACACAUAUGCAAGUAUUUGUAUAUGUACUCUUCCAUAGUAAAUGGAAUCAAUUAAGUUUCUUCUACCUAGUCUAUGUAUUUAGCUGUGGCAUAUCCUAUGAUUACUUUCUCUUUCCAUUAUUAUUAGAUAUAAUAGCAGCAUUACAGAUAUGUAGUAUUCUUUAGACAGCAGACUUUUCUCAGACUUUCUUGACCACAGCCCAUUUCUCUGGCAAUGGAGUGAUAAUCACGUUAUCAUUUGAUAUUAACCCUUAAGGACUGGCAACCUCAGUAGCCAGAAAUUGCUCAAAUAAGCACAAAAUCAAGUGAUAUUCAAAUGGUAAUAACAUUUGCAUUACUUCAAGAAAUCUAAAGUGAGGGACAUAUUACAUUCAUCAUAGACUAGAGGGCCUUAAAAAAGGCAAACUAGAAAGCAAUCAGAAUUGUGUGUGAGAAAAGGCAUGUCGACAUAAACAUCCAUUUUGCCUUUGUGCCAAGUAGGUAUUUUAAACCAAUCCAGGCCAUGAGGGUUAAGGCACAUUAGUUUUAUACAAGAAGUUUUCAUUUUUUAUGAUAAGGUAAGAAGUCUCGGGCAUUAGAUACAGAUUUAUGUUUCUUUCUUGAUAAUACUGAUGAUGAUGAUGAUGAUGAUUAUCAACUUCAUUGUUAAAAAAAAAUCCUAUAAAAGGUAUCCUCUAUUCACAGAGUUUAAUUAAAGUUGGUUGUUUCCUUUCCUGGUAGUACCCUUACCAUACUGCUGAAAGGGAGGGCUAGGAUAGGAUGAUGAUAGUUAUAGUUCUUAAAUAAUUAUACAAUGGUCAAGGUUUUAAAAGACAGUCUUCCCAAAUUGAAAUAUCUUCAUGUAACAAUAGUUUUUUUUAAAUCUUGGCAUGUUAGUUUCCAAAUUUUUGUUAGAAUCUCAUGAGCAGUUUAGCUUUUCACAGAAUAUUUAUAUAUAUUGAUAUUUUAGAAACCUAUUUCUAUGCCAUGGUACUUUGAUAUGUCAUUUCAGAAUCUUGCUUACUCAGCAAGGUGUCUAUGAAUUUAGGUUUUGGAGUGAGUUACAAAUUUCCUUCUUCUCUCUUCUCUCUCCUCUUCCUCCUUAUCCCCAUCCUGCUUUUAUUUAUAUUACACUAUGAUAGAGAGAUUCAUUUACAUCUUUGGUUGGACAAUUUUCAUUUUGGUUCAGCUGUAAUGGUAAUCUAGACCUUGAAAAUUACCCUAAGGAUGUUGCUUUAAGUUAAUGUUACUCUUAGUUUCUUUAACAAGUUUAUGUAUACUUGUUUGUGGACCUGGUCUGAAUCUCCAUAAGGGCAUUGCUUUUUAACAAUUUUUUUCUUCUUUAGAAGACCACAAAUGUGUAACAAAAAUAUUGGUCUUUCCAAAGAAAGCCAUGUAAAGGAGUAAGAUAUAUUCAUAUAAACCUGCAGGUUUGAUAAAACAGGUUUUAUUUUGUUACUGAAAUUUAGACAUUCCAAUUUCUUGUAUGUCUUUGGCAAUUGAUGUUAGAUUUUGUGUAGUGCAUAUUAUUGUGAGGGACAAAUUAAAUGUCAUGAGAAGGAAAAUAUAAUCAGCAGCUAUUUUGGGAAUGAAGUGUCUUAAUUGAACUUCAAGCUAUGUACCUGUUUUGUCAUGUUGGAAUUCAGUAUUAUAGCUGUAUCACAGUGUAUGUGGUUUAGUUGAAGAUUACACAUGAUCAGGAUAUGUUUAGCGAGAGGCGAUAAUCUACUAUUCUUGCAGAUUAUGGCAUUGAUUGGCUUGUUGAUAAUUUACUAAAUAAUUGGCUAUUUAAAUUUCCUUUGUUGUUUGUGGUCUCUUGUAGAUGGUGAGACAAAGUAGUAUGUAUUUAUUUUUUUCUGUCUCUUUACUUUACUUCUUCAUAUUAAUGCACAGUGACAGGAUAGUGAAUCUACUAAUUCCACUUAUUAACUCUUUCCAAAAGAUAGCUGUCUUAUUAGUAUAACCCUCUACUUAGAUCAGUGUUGUUUUAGUAAUAGGUAGCUUUCUCGCAGCUUCUUUAGUUAGUUAAGACUUUAUAGAACAUAUUUAUUUUUUAUAUUUUGCUGCUGUACAAAAUAUUAUAUGUUUGUAUGUUAAUCCUUGGAUUUUUAUUUUGCUUGUGUUAUAGCUAAGAGAAUGUGCAAAUGUUGACCAGAAAAGUAAGCUUACAUACGGGACAGGGAUAACUUGAGAAUAAGUGCACAUGUACCAUUUCUACGGGAAGAAGGGCUAUGGCUUUUCCGUGUCUCUUGACUAUAUAACUGGCACUGGCUUUACCUAAUACACUUACUUUAACAUAAACUGAUAUUAUGAAUUGCUUCUUCAUAUAUUUCUUUGGCUUCAAAGAAUUUUUGGAGAUCUUUCAGACUGAGAAGUUUAUGGCUAAGUGAGUUUUAUGGUUGUUGAAGUGACUUCCUGAUUCAGUAAACAGGUUUUUCAAAGCAUUCCUGCUGUACACUAGACCAGCUAACUUUACAAAUGGAAUAUAGAAUGUGUUCAGUUAGUUCAUGUGUCAAAUCAAAGCUUUUGCCAUAUUCCUACUUUUUAUCUCAGCAUUUCUUGUGAACAAUUACAGACAUGGCUGCUAGAACAUGCAUUGUGCUUUGAAUGUCUUGUAAGGACUUUUGGUGUGAUUAGGUUUCAUUUUUGUCUAGUUUAUUUUGAUAUGAACCCUUGUAUGUUGGUGUGAGUUUUCAUAAAGGAAUAUAUAUAUAUAUAUUUUUACACUUUUGAAGUUUUUCAGGAUAAGGACUUUCAUCACAGAAAGGUUUUUUCCUUCUUUUUUUAAUUUUGUUAAUUCCAAUAUUCAUAGAUGUCCUUUUGAAACAAUACACAGUAAUUUGUAAUAAUCCAAUUUCUGAGACGAUUGUCCAUGCAAUAAUAUGAUAGGAAUUUAUCAAUGCUUUUAAUCUUAUGAUGAUCAGUUACUACAGAGUGAUAAUGAGCACAACAGGAAAUGGAAUGGUUGUACUUAUCUCUUUUUUCCCCCCAAGAAGUAUGUACUGGUUGCAGUGAUUUUUCCCAUUUUCUUUACUUUCAAGAUCUCAUAGGAGAGAAAUUUAUUGUUUUAGAUUUUUUUCCAGUUUGGAAAGACACAAGUACAUAUUACUUAAGGUUUCAUUUGUUUUUGGAUCUGAUGAAAUAAAAGUGUAUGUAAGGUAGAUGUUCAGGUUUCUACUUUUGUCUCUUCCUUAUAGAAAUUUCAUUGUAAAUCUUUAUGUGAUCUAUAAAUCGUCUUUGCUUAUUAUGUGUGGCUAAUAAAUGAGAAAAGAUACUACG
Messenger RNA from Penaeus vannamei (Pacific white shrimp), 5381 nucleotides. Its product is annotated as CUE domain-containing protein 2-A. Lineage: Eukaryota; Metazoa; Arthropoda; Malacostraca; Decapoda; Penaeidae. The record is from RefSeq and is a predicted model, not a curated record. Gene Ontology annotation, molecular function: ubiquitin binding.